Molecule: messenger RNA, 1470 nt
Organism: Lactuca virosa
Lineage: Eukaryota; Viridiplantae; Streptophyta; Magnoliopsida; Asterales; Asteraceae
Source: the annotation of a GenBank genome assembly
AUGCUUAUGAACUACAAAGUGACAACACAAAAGGCAUUCGAAAGACAGGCAGACGCCCCACCUCCUGGACACUUUUUACGUUUGGGAAAAGCAAGGGCUCAAGACGAUCUAAUUUUGAGGAAGAGAGAUAGGAUGCGGAGGUGGCUGUGUUGUACUUGUCAAGUUGAAGAAUCUUAUCCUUCAAAUGAAAAUGGAUUGAUAAAAAAUCACAAUGAUCACAAUGAUGGGCAACAUAAGGACUCAAAACUACCGCCUCCUGUCAAACAUGAUGCUCAGAAAGCAGUGCCAACAAUUGAAGUGCCUUCACUUUCACUCGAUGAAUUGAAAGAAAAAACUGAGAAUUUUGGAUCAAAGGCAUUGAUUGGUGAAGGUUCAUAUGGAAGGGUUUAUUUUGCAAACUUAAAUAAUGGAAAAAGUGUUGCUGUGAAAAAACUUGAUGUUUCUCCAGAGGCUGAAUCAAAUUCAGAGUUUUUGACUCAGGUUUCAAUGGUGUCAACACUGAAGCAUGACAACUUUGUUGAGUUGUGUGGUUACUGUGUUGAGGGAAAUACACGUGUCUUGGCUUAUGAAUUUGCAACCAUGGGAUCUCUACAUGACAUAUUGCAUGGUAGGAAGGGGGUGCAAGGAGCACAACCAGGUCCUGUUCUUGAUUGGAUGCAAAGAGUAAGGAUUGCUGUUGAUGCAGCAAAAGGACUGGAGUAUUUGCAUGAAAAGAUUCAACCUUCAAUAAUUCACAGAGAUAUUAGGUCAAGCAAUGUGCUACUUUUUGAAGACUUGAGAGCCAAAAUUGCAGACUUUAACCUUUCAAAUCAAGCACCAGAUAUGGCUGCUAGAUUGCAUUCAACUCGUGUGUUGGGAACUUUUGGCUAUCAUGCACCAGAAUAUGCAAUGACUGGACAAUUGACACAAAAAAGUGAUGUGUAUAGCUUUGGGGUUGUGUUGCUUGAGCUUCUAACUGGUAGGAAACCUGUUGAUCACACAAUGCCACGUGGACAACAGAGUCUUGUCACUUGGGCUACACCAAGGUUAAGUGAAGAUAAGGUGAAGCAAUGUGUGGAUCCAAGGCUCAAGGGAGAGUACCCUCCAAAAGCAGUUGCAAAGUUGGCAGCUGUAGCUGCAUUGUGUGUGCAGUAUGAGAGUGAGUUUAGGCCAAAUAUGAGCAUUGUUGUGAAGGCUCUUCAACCACUGUUGAGGGCUCCUGCACCUGUUGCUGCUGCUGCUGAAGUCUAAUAAUAAUAAUGUCUCAAAUCACAUAAAUGGAUUAUUAUGUUUUGGUUGAUCAUGAUCAUGGUUGAUGGUGGGAGCUAUACGCGCAUAUAUAAUAGUGUUUUCUUUGGAUUUAUAUUUCUUUUUUUGGUUUGAGGAUGGAAGGGUGUGGACAUGUUUUGCGUAGUUUUGGUUUGUCAAGAUUUGUUUAAUAAUGGAAACAUGGUUUGAGGGUGAUUCAAGUAAUUUACUGUUUUUUUUGUU